Pyricularia grisea is the source of this 2115-nucleotide messenger RNA. RefSeq lists its product as uncharacterized. Gene Ontology annotation, molecular function: pyridoxal phosphate binding; carboxy-lyase activity. The record is from RefSeq and is a predicted model, not a curated record. Gene Ontology annotation, biological process: carboxylic acid metabolic process. NCBI's taxonomy places the organism in Eukaryota, Fungi, Ascomycota, Sordariomycetes, Magnaporthales, Pyriculariaceae. The coding region runs from base 568 to 2115 and encodes 515 amino acids. The transcript has 4 exons. Gene Ontology annotation, cellular component: cytoplasm.
CAAAAUUCUAUCGAUAUUUGAACUGAUAAUAACCCAACGUUCGACACUGAAAAUCUUUCAAAUAUUGCAGCCCAUGUCUAGUAAGUAUGUCAAGCUGAUAUAUUACUUACUCCUCAAUCGUCGGCGAGCCAGCGACGGCGGCUCCUGGCCAGAUCAGUAAGUGUCGCUGCCGCCGUCCUGGCACACAGGAAGGCAUCCAUCCCUAGGAGACCGAAUCCUAGACCGGAGCGAUCGGAUGAUUUCAAUUGGAAUGGAUCUGUCGCCUCUGCAGCACGCAAUCCAUUUUUUGAAUCCGCGGGGACACGACGGAAAAAAAAAGUUUUCUGGGUCUGCACUAGAUCUAAUCCAUGCCAACGCGAGUUUUUUUCUGUCAUAUUCGUGUUUUUUUCUUUCUUUUCUCACGUCACUUCUUAUUCUAUCUGGCCUUUUUAUGCUUUGUUACAUAGAUUUUAUCCUUUAGAAUUUGGGGGUUUUAUAUUGGUCGCCAACGAUCGCCGAUAGACUGAUUUAGUCACAAAGGGUUAUAUUUGCUUUGCGCAUGCGAAUCGAUACUUGUGCUGUGUAAUCAUGACGCAAAAGGUUCUUCCCGUCGUCAACAGGGCUGAAGAGGUUGCUACACUCAUUGAUGCUGUCAAGUCACUGAUAGUACCAUUCAUCAGGGCCGCCGAUGAAGCUGCCGCGUUAAAGGUCGAUGGCGGAGCCGCCUUAGUGGCCACGGGCUCUGCGCGAAACUCACUAGUGGAGUCACUUGAGCCCAAAGACCUCGUAUCACGCCUUGCAUUCUCACUUCCGGAGAAGGAGGGGCAUGGAAGGGAAGGCCUGCUGGACAUAAUCCAUCAGAUCCUGAGGUACAGCGUUAACACUUGGGAUCAGGGCUUCCUGGACAAGCUAUAUGCCAGUACCAAUGCCGUUGGUGUGGUCUCCGAACUGCUCUUGUCAGUUCUCAACACCAAUCUCCAUGUAUUCCAAGUCUCGCCUGCGCUUACUAUCAUUGAAAAAACCACGGCGCGUACCUUUGCAGCGCUCUUUGGGCUCAACGGACCCAACGUCGGUGGUGUGACAAUCUCUGGCGGGAGCGCCUCAAACAUGACCUCGAUUAUCAUUGCACGGAACACGCUGUUCCCAGACAGCAAGGUUCAGGGCAACGGCAACCAUAGGUUUGUACUGUUCACAAGCGCACACGGCCACUAUUCGGUCGAGAAGGCAGCCCAGGCGUGCGGGAUGGGGUCGUCAAACGUUGCAGCCGUCGCAGUCGACGAGCAAGGGCGUAUGAUACCCUCAGCGCUGCGAGAUGAGAUCACCAAGGCCAAGUCCGAGGGGAAAACCCCGCUGUAUGUCAACGCCACCGCCGGAACCACCGUCCUGGGAUCCUUUGACCCGUUCGAGGAGAUCUCGGCAAUCUGCAAGGAGUUCGGCUUGUGGAUGCACGUAGACGGCAGCUGGGGCGGGUCCGUAGCCUUUUCAGCCCGGCAGAGGCGGGACAAGCUCGCCGGAGUGCAUCUAGCCGACUCCAUUACGGUCAACCCGCACAAGAUGCUGAACGUACCAGUCACCUGCUCGUUCCUCCUGGGGCCCGACAUGCGUGUGUUCCACCGGGCAAACACGCUCCCCGCGGGCUACCUCUUCCACAACGGUGCCUGCGGCGACGGGCAAGACCCGGACAAGCCGGCCGAGUUCUGGGACCUCGCCGACCUGACGCUGCAGUGCGGGCGCAGGGGCGACAGCCUCAAGCUGGCGCUGUCGUGGAUAUAUCACGGCGCCGCGGGGCUUGAGCGCCAGGUCGACGGGGCGUUCGAGGUGGCGACGCACCUGGCCACGCUGGUCGAGCGCCACCCGGACCUUGAGCUGCUUUCGACCAACCCGCCGCCGUGCCUGCAGGUGUGCUUCUACUACACGCCCGGAGGGGUCGGUGCGGCAUCGGUCGGCGCGGCAGAGAACACGCGGCGGACGAGGGCGAUGGCGAAGCUGUUGAUCAACAGAGGAUUCAUGGUCGAUUACGCUCCCGGCGAGCACGGCAGCUUCUUCAGGGUUGUAGUAAACUGUCAGACGUUGAAGGGCACUGUGGAGGGGCUGGUCAGGGGCAUCGAAGCCGUUGGCCAGGAGGUGGUGGUCUAA